Molecule: messenger RNA, 807 nt
Organism: Diutina rugosa
Lineage: Eukaryota; Fungi; Ascomycota; Pichiomycetes; Serinales; Debaryomycetaceae
Exons: 1
Coding region: 1-807 (268 amino acids)
Source: RefSeq, a predicted model, not a curated record
AUGUUCAAGACUUUCACUCUUUCCGCCUUCGUUGCCAUUGCCUCCGCCGCUGCUAUCUCGGCUGCCCCUGAAGCCAACUCGACCGUUAUUGUCGAGAACGUCAUCACCACCACCGCCACCAUCACCUCGUGCGAAGACCAAAAGUGUGUCACCUCGGAAGUUCCCCAAACUCUUACCGAAACCAAGACUCACCACGUCACUCAAUGGAUCGAACACUGCGAAGACAACGCUUGCACCAAGGUCCCCGCCACCCACUCGACCGUCACCAAGACCAUCGAAGGUGUCGAAACCGUGUACACUACUGAGUGCCCCUUGACCACUCAAGCUCCUCAGGUUCCCGUUGAAACCGUCACCAAGUCGGAAGGUCCCGUUACCGUGACUGUUACCUGCACCGACUACCAGUGCCUCGAGGAAAAGCCCAAGCCCACUGAAGCCCCCGAAAACUGCGUCGUUGUAUACGUCUGCAACGGCGAAAAGUGCGUGAAGCCUCUCCCCACCUCGGAAGCCCAAGUUGAACAACCCACCACUGAAGCUCAAGUUGAACAACCCACCACUGAAGCUCAAGUUGAACAACCCACCACCACCACCAUCGUUACCUGCCCCCCUGAAGGUUGCAACAACGAAGGUAAGACCUCGACCGCCGAAAUUCCUCAAUACACCACCGUGACCCAAUGCCCCGCUGGUGGUUGCAACGGCACCGUCACUCCCUCGAACCCCCCUGCCAAUGUUGACCAAUGGGAAGGCUCUGCUUCGUCGAUGAAGAUCGGUUUCGCCGUCGUCGCCGUCGCCGCCGCUGCUUUGUUGUAA